Molecule: messenger RNA, 933 nt
Organism: Conger conger (European conger)
Lineage: Eukaryota; Metazoa; Chordata; Actinopteri; Anguilliformes; Congridae
Product: WD repeat-containing protein 70-like
Exons: 8
Coding region: 1-933 (310 amino acids)
Biological process (GO): regulation of DNA double-strand break processing
Cellular component (GO): site of double-strand break; nucleus
Molecular function (GO): protein binding
Source: RefSeq, a predicted model, not a curated record
AUGAAGCCCAGCAGAAGGAAGCAGGGAGUUCUCAGAAGAGCAAAGUCAGACCGGCCGCAGGAGAGUAGCAGCAGUGGGGACAGCAGCGAUAGUGGUUCUGAUUCCGACUCCAGCUCCGACCUCAUUGGCCCCCCCAUCCCCUCCAAGCUUGCUACCCACGGAGACCCCGACGACAUUGUGGGGCCCCCACUUCCUCCGGGGUACAGAGGCAGUUUGGCGGACGAUGAUGAUGACGAGGAAGACAUGCAGGACGAAGACAAUGACAACCCAGUCAAAAGAAUUCCAGACACGCAUGAAAUCACACUGCAGCAUGGCACAAAAACGGUAUCCGCUCUGGGCUUGGACCCCUCGGGUGCUCGGCUGGUUACCGGGGGAUACGACUAUGAUGUGAGAUUUUGGGACUUUGCCGGGAUGGAUGCUGCUCUGCAGGCCUUUCCAUCCCUGCAGCCCUGUGAGUGCCACCAGAUAAAGUCCCUGCAGUACAGCGUCACGGGCGAUGUCAUCCUGGUGGUUGCAGGCAGUGCUCAGGCUAAGGUCCUUGACCGGGAUGGCUUCCCGGUUCUGGAGUGCGUGAAGGGGGAUCAGUACAUCGUGGACAUGGCCAACACGAAGGGUCACACUGCAAUGUUGAACAGUGGCUGCUGGCAUCCAAAGAUCAAGGAAGAGUUCCUGACGUGCUCAAACGAUGGUACGGUGCGUACCUGGGACCUGAACUCGGAGAAGAAGCACAAGUCCGUGUUCAAGCCCCGCUCCCUGCAGGGUAAGAGGGUCACCCCCACCUGCUGCUCCUACAGCCGGGACGGAAAGCUCAUUGCGGCCAGUCGUGAGAGCAGGAGAGAGGACGCUGUGUACACUUCAGGCUCCGCCUCCUGCAUCUCAGUCCAGAUCAAGACCGUCUCCCGGGGGCCGAGGCCUGCCCAUGAGCAGGUAUGA